CAGUGCUGCACUCAAGAACUCGAGUCCCCAACGCAUGAUGAACGCCGACGACUUGCAGUGCACGGCGCAGGGAUGCUGCAACACGGCCCAGUCGUACGGCCUUUGUGCAUCUCACUUGUCGAGAGUCCAGACGCGCGAUCUUUCUCAAACGUCGUUCAUGGACGCUGGUCAAAACACGUCGCUUCGCACGAGUCCGACCACCCAUCAUCGGCCGCAGGGCCUAACGUCGUCGGCACACUACGACACCCCGACGUCAAUUCAGAGCGGUUCUGAAAACUCUGACGACGGAGGGGGACAACAUGACUCGGUGGUGCGUCGCGAGAGGAAUCGCAUUGCUGCGCGCAAGUCGCGGCAGCGCAAGUUGGACAAGAUCCAGCAUCUCGAGAACGAAAAAGGCCGGUUGGAAGGACACCGGAACCGCCUCAUCAAUGAGAUUCGCAUGCUUGAGAGCCGCAUGGAAGGCAGUUUGGGCACGACCAAGAAGGUGCUGACCGACGACGAGUACGAGGCACUGCAGAACGAGCGCGUCCGCGUGAUUGAAGACGUCCAUGCCAUGUACAACGCGCGCAACAUCGAAGAUUCCACAAAAUACUUUCGAGAAGACUCGAUCGUGUCUGGGCCCCAGAACUCGGUCCACUUACGCGGUAAGGACGCGAUCGUGCUUGACUUUCUGUGCACGGACUCGUUGUUUGAGAACUUUCAGCUGAACCACACCAAGAUCGACAGCGGCGGACCUCGGUCCCAACACUUCCGCGUGUACUGGCUCUUCACUGGCACGAUCAAAGCAACGGGAUCGUGCAUGAACAAAGAGUUCCAGGACCUCUUUGGCAAAGUCCAGGGGAAAACACUCACGAUCGACGGCGUUUCGAACUAUUCGUUCAGCGGCGACAAGAUCGUGUACAUUCACCGAACGGCCGACCAAGCCAAGCUUCUCUCGACGCUUGUCAAGUUGUCUAAAGUUUAACAUUUACUCAACACGCUCUCCCUUUUCGUUUUGCGUGGAA
Aphanomyces invadans is the source of this 1004-nucleotide messenger RNA. RefSeq lists its product as hypothetical. NCBI's taxonomy places the organism in Eukaryota, Oomycota, Saprolegniomycetes, Saprolegniales, Verrucalvaceae. The transcript has a single exon. The record is from RefSeq and is a predicted model, not a curated record. Gene Ontology annotation, molecular function: DNA-binding transcription factor activity, RNA polymerase II-specific; RNA polymerase II cis-regulatory region sequence-specific DNA binding. Bases 35 to 964 code for a protein of 309 amino acids. Gene Ontology annotation, cellular component: transcription regulator complex. Gene Ontology annotation, biological process: regulation of transcription by RNA polymerase II.